AUGGGGCCCGGGCCGGCUCUCCUGCUCCUGGGCCUGGGCCUGGGCCUGGGCUGUGGGCCCGGCCGCCGGCCUCCGCCCCCGGCUCCCGCGCAGGCGCCCGGCUCGCCGUCCCGAGGCCUCCCCGGCCCGACGCCCGCCUCGGCCCGGCGUGCCCCGUCCGACACCCGGGCCCUCGUCCAGGCGCGGCGCCCGGAGGCCGCGCUCCGCUCGGUCGCGGCCCCCCGGGACCCCGGGGAGCGGGGCGCAGGCUUUGGCGGCCUUGGAGCCGGCCGCGCCCGCGUCAGCCUCCGGGCCCGCGCGGCCCCGGGCGGCGGCAUCGUCCUGAGCGGCCGCCGCGGCCUCUGCCUGCCGGCCGGGCGGCCCCCGAGCCUCGCGCCGCGCUGCCUCCGCGCGCACGUCCAGGUGCGCGCCCGCCGCGCCGCCGCUCACGCCGCGCCCGCGCCCGCGCCCGCGCCGGUGGACCUGCAGCUGUCCGCGCCCGGCGGGCGGCUCUCCCUGCGCUGGCUGUCCCGCCUGCCGCGCUCGCUCGGGCCUCUGGAGUGGACCUUCCGCCUCGGGCUGCUCGGGCCCGCGGCCGCCGAGAGCCGCGCGUUGCCCCGUCGGGCUCUGCACCGCGGCCGGCGCUCCUACCCGGGAUUCGUGGCGCGAACCGAGUGCCCCACGGACGGGCCCACCCCGGUCUUCUUAGAAGCUGUCAGCCCGAACAGCUCAGAACCCACUCAGUCCUCCGUGUCCUGUCAGGUAUCCCGACCGAUGACCUGUAAAUUGGACCCCGUGCGGAUAAAUAGGAACGACGAUAAACCCGUGCGACUGACCAGGGACAUGGGAGACACCUUCAAUGCAACAGUCAUCCUCUUCUGUCCAGUCCAAGAGUACUUUCUGCGGAUUUGGUAUAUCUAUCCUGUGCCUUAUGUAGGGGCCGUGCCUGACUGGACUAAACCUAUGCAAAAGCCACCGGUCAAGGUAGAUAGAACUUCAACAGUGUUGACUAUACUCCCAUAUUCUUUCACUUGGGGGGUGUAUCUGUUUAAUUUCUCGGUGGUUGUCAGAACGCGGGAUCCCCGGGUUCCAGGGCAGAAGGACUCAGACAGCAUCUAUGUCGUCAUUUUUAGACGUCCCCUGAAUGCUGUUAUUUCAGGGCCUUCCAACAUCACAAUUAACUUCACAGAUGGGGUGACUCUCAAUGGAAAUACGUCUUCUGAUCCAGAGGAAACAGACCCUCUAGAGAAAGAGAGGCUUAAGUUUCUCUGGUACUGUACCACAAACCCAAGAGACUAUGAUGGACAAAAAAUAACAGUGAUAAGCAAGGAAGUGUGUCUCCCGGGGCAGGUUGACCUCAAGUGGACAUGGGCCUCUGGUGCUAUUCUCACCCUUUCUCCAGAAACACUUCAAGGUGGCCGUGUAUAUUUUUUCAGACUGGUGAUCCAGAAGACCGGCAGGUCAGCAUUUGCUGAUGCAACGCUGCACGUGCUUCAAGGAGAGCCGGUAGCAAGCAUCUCAUGUAUUGAAAAUUGUGACCAGGUUCUGGUUUUAUCAGAGAGAUUCUCGUUGUCUCUGGAUUGCACAGGUUGUACAGCAGGCCGAGAUGUCUAUCGGUGGUCCAUUCUGACGUCUUCAGGUCAGGAGGUGCCAUUUGACUGGACGGGGCAAACUUCAACAGGACGGCAUGGUGCUUAUGUGUCUAUAAAAGCUUUUGCUUUCUGGAGUUUCAAGGAAGAUAAGUUUUGGAUUUCUCUAAAUGCAGCAACUUGGAGUGGAGUCACCUUGGUCUUAAGGUAUCCUUUCAUUAUUCGCCAUGUCCCUAUAACCACAGACUGCAAAAUUGUUCCAGAAAAAGGAAUUUCCUUCAGUACUCAGUUUGUUGUCAUUUGUACUCAUUUCAAGCAUAAGAACAUUGUUCUUACAUAUAAAAUAAUAGUUCCUGAGGUGCAUGGUUUUGGUGAAAUCAGUUCUGUGAAAGAGAAUAACUUUGGAUCCAUCCUGUAUUUGGGGAAGAGUUCCACAUCGCCCCCUUCCUUUCUCCCUGUUGGUGUGUUGGACAGUCAUUAUGCCUUGAAAAUAAUUGCUCAGGCAUAUAAUACCUCUCUGGGAGCUUUUUCCCAGGUGGACUUGUAUGCCACUGUGCGGCCUCCCACUGACGUAAAGUCAUCAACGACUGUGCUGGAGGAGUUAUCCAACUUCACCACGGGACCAAAUUCCUCCCUGUCCACUUUGCUUCAACAGCAGGAUUUUCUAAAUGCAAGUUAUUUAAUAUACGUAGUAGCUUCUGUCAUGAAUAGCAUGAAAACUGACGCAAGUCUGCAAGCUGACAAAAUUAAACUCCGAGAACACCUUUUCAAUCAGACACUCAUUCUUCCUAUAAACACUUUGGUGAAUAUUAGCCAGGUGGUCAUGACUAUUACUAAAUUAACAGAAAAAACCUCUGAGAUCAGCGCAUUCUCUCAGAAACUGGCCAUGGUGAGGACUUGGCAAGCAAGCCAAGCCCUCCAAGAUAGUCAUCAGAGAGAUAAGAGCAUUUCUUCUGAGCAAAUAGAAAGUGUGUGCACUGGAAUAUUAACAACCUUGUCUAACAUCCUGAAACUGCUGGUUCAUUAUGAAGUGUUCGAGGAGCCUUUCCACGUGGUUGAAUCUCUAGCAGACACGGUACUGGCUGUGAAGGUGCCAGAGAAUGAGACCACUGCCUUGAGGACCUCCAACUUUAAAAUGCAUGUCAAGAAAACCGAAAAGUGGAAUGUUACCAAGUUCUUCAGCACCCAGAAGCACUGUCAGAAUUGUUUUUAUCCCACCCUAAAUGUGAACAGCGUUGCUAGUCUGCCUGCCAACGCUCCCAUCUCCACGAUGUUUUGUGAAUUUGCGGAUGACCCUUUCCCUUGGCUAAAUCAUGGGGAAAACAUUUUGACCCAGGUGGUUGGAUUCCGAAUGACAGGAGUCGAGGUCACGGGUGACGUGACUGAGAUGCCACCUGAUGCAGUGGAAGUGUACCUCAUCAGGAAAAACCUGAGCUUUGGAACUUUCAAUCUCACGGUGGGACCCAGCUCAGAGCCUUAUGCAGUGGAUGAGUCAUCGGCAAAGACGACAGGGGCGUUCAGCUUUGUUGUGGACAGUGCAGCAGGGAGGGACGUGUUGAUCCACAUCCUGACAGACGUGUCCGUCUUGUUCACUGUGUCUGUGUACGCGGGCCGUGAGAUCACAACCAACUCUUUUAUGACCAGCUACCUGGUGUCUCAUAAAAUCCCUCCAAUUGCCAAUGAGAGUGACCUGUUUGACCCGGAGUGUCCGGUGAAGGAGGCCCGAGUGGUCUGCCUCCCCGUGGCCCUGGUGCAGGUCAUAGCUCAGCGAACCAAUUCCUCUGAGUGCACCGUCACUGUGGUUCUACAGGCACCUCGUUUCGUCCUAAACCCCAAUAACAAGUUGGUGAGAAUUUCUGUUUUCAGCACUGAAUGUUUGGACAUGUUUGGGAUCCAGAGCGACUGGAGAGAAGACACCUGCGUUGUGGGAGAGAAGACCACUUGGCAAAGAGUGCACUGUAUGUGCAAGAACCCACGGCGGGCCAAACGGCAGCUGGAUAUAAUCAAACAGGCCAAUCUUCGCCUGCGUACACACUAUUUGACGGCCAAGGUGAUCGUGGUCCCUAACCCUGUGGAUUUACGAGUGGAGGCCGUCAAGAACGUCACCCAAAACCCUGUGACUCUCUUCACGGUACUUCUCAUUUUGCUGUUGUACUUGAUCCUUGCAUUCUGGGCCUUGCACAGAGAUGAAACGGACCAGUAUCUUAGGGAGCAUGUGAUAGUUCUCCUUGAUAACGAUCCUUAUGAUAAUGUGUGUUACCUAGUCACUGUUUUUACAGGAAGCCGUGGUGGUUCUGGCACCAGGGCCAAUGUCUUUAUCCAACUGCAUGGAACCGAAGGUAGCAGCGAUGUGCACUGUUUAAGCCAUCCACAAUUUACAACUCUCUACCGAGGAAGCAUCUGCACUUUCCUCCUAGCGACGCAAAAGGACUUGGGCGACAUCCAUUCCUUCCGCGUGUGGCACAACAAUGAGGGCAGGUCCCCUGAAUGGUAUUUAAGUAGAAUCAAAGUGGAGAAUCUGUUCACCAGACACAUCUGGCUCUUCAUGUGCCGAGAAUGGCUUUCUAUUGACACAUCUCUGGAUCGAACCUUUCAAGUUACCCCCCCAGAUAAGCCUCUCAAGAAAAUGGACUUUUUCCUCAUAGAUUUUAGUUACAAGCUGGGGAGAAGCCACUUGUGGUUCUCCGUUUUUUCUGGUGUCAUUUCUACACCGUUCAACAGGCUCCAGAGGCUGUCCUGUUGCUUAGCAAUGUUGCUGUCCACGCUUCUGUGUAAUAUUAUGUUCUUUAGUCUAGAGAAGGAGAUCGAAGCCGAGCCACAAGAGCAGAAGUACAUCAGGCCGAUGGUGAUCGGAUUGGAAAGUGCCUUUAUUACGCUCCCUGUACAACUAGUGAUCAAAUCUUUGUUCAUCUAUUCCCAGAGGAGACCUCGGGUGACUCUAAGUGAGGUCACUCCUCGGAAACAUCCUUUGAAACCGCCAGCAAGUGAGCACUGGGAAGAACGAUUGGGAAACUGGCAUGCCUAUGAAACUGCCAAGGCAAGCUCCCAGGAGCCUGUGUCUAAGAGACAUCGUGCAAAGCCCAAGGCUUCUGUCAACGUCACCUCUAAAAGACACAAGGUCACUCAAGCACAAAGCAAAUUCUCCCACAUCCAAGGAAGAAAUAUAAACACCAAUAGCCGAAAUAUUGAAGACAAUACAAAUGUUUCUGAUGAGCAUCCUCCCCAGGCAGGUUUGAGAGCCCUUAAAGAGAAGACCAGAAUAGUCCUGCCCCAAUGGUGUGUUUGUGUCGCCUGGCUCUUGGUUUUCCUUACCUGUGCAGUAUCCUCCUUCUUCAUCAUAUUUUAUGGACUGACUUACGGCCUCGAAAAGUCAACAGCAUGGCUGUUUGCAUCGUUCUGUGCGUUCACGCAGUCAGUCUUCCUAGUGCAGCCAUCGAAAGUCAUACUCGUGUCCGGCUACAGAACACGGAGGGCCAAGUACUGCAAAAACGUUUCGUGGGUCGGCAACAGCCGCUUCACUGAGAUCAAGCUGCAGAACAUUCGGAAGGACCCAGAAGAAAUGGACAGACGCCACCGGUAUGUCAUGGAGCUCCGAAACUCGAGAAUGUACCAGCCUCUCACUCAAGACGAAAUCACGAUAUUCAAAAGAAAGAAGAGGAUCAAGAGAAGAGCUUUCCUGUUCCUGAGUUACAUCCUCACUCACUUCAUCUUUCUGGCUCUCUUGCUGAGCCUAGUCGCCGUCCUGCGCCCCACUGACAGCUUUUACUAUAAUCAGUUUAUUCGGGACCAGUUCUCUGUGGAUCUGGCAGGCGUGGCCAGGCUGGAAGACAUCUAUCAGUGGCUGAACAGGGUACUGUUGCCUCUGCUCCACAAUGACCCGAAUCCCACGUUUUUCCCUGACAGCUCCUCUAAAAUCCUUGGCCUGCCACUGAUGAGGCAGCUGAGGGCACAACCUGGAGAGAUAACGUGUCUGCCGGCCAAGAAACUUGUGGAGGGCAGCCUCAAAGGAGAGAUUCGCUGUCACCCCGAAUAUGGCAUUGACCCAGAAGACACAAAAAACUACUCUGGGUCAUGGAAUAGAGUUAGUAAGCGGGACACUGACCAGACGGCCGGAGGGUUUACUUACAGGCCUCCAGAGAAGAGGUGGGCGUACUCUUCCUAUGGGCUGCUGCACACCUAUGGCUCAGGAGGAUACGCCUUCUAUUUUUUUCCAGCAGAGCAGCAGUUUAAUUCCACACUGAGGCUCAGCGAGCUCCAGAAAGGCCACUGGCUGGAUGAGAGGACCUGGUCUGUGAUAGUGGAACUGACCACCUUCAAUCCAGACAUCAGUCUCCUCUGCAGCGUCUCGGUCAUCUUCGAGGUCUCUCAGUUAGGUGUUGUGAACACAAGCCUGCAUGCGCACUCCUUCUCGCUCGCUCAUUUCAACAGAAAAUACUCAGCCGACUCAGCAGAAAACUACCUGUACUUGGCCAUCUUCAUUUUCUUCCUUGCCUACACUGUUGACGAGGUUUAUGUAGUCACACAAGAAAGGACUGCCUACGUGCAAAGUGUAUACAAUUUGCUCAACUUUGCUCUAAAAUGCAUCUUUACCUUGUGGAUCGUGCUCUUUUUCAGGAAGCACUUCUUGGCCAUCGGUGUAGUUCGGGCUUACCUGUCAAAUCCCGAGGAUUUCAUUCCCUUUCACGCAGUGGCUCAAGUGGAUUACACCAUGAGGGUGAUUCUGGGUUUCCUGGUGUUUCUGACGAUCCUGAAGACGCUCCGGUAUUCCAGGGUCUUUUACGAUGUGCGUCUGGCUCAGAGGGCCAUCCAGAUUGCCCUUCCUGGCAUCUGCCACAUGGCAUUGGUGGUGUCCGUGUAUUUCUUUGUCUUCAUGGCAUUCGGGUACUUGGUGUUCGGGCAGCAUGAGUGGAACUACAGUGACAUGAUCCACGCCACCCAGACCAUAUUUUCCUACUGUGUCUCAGCUUUUGAGAACACGGAAUUCUUCAAUAACCGGGUUCUCGGGGUCCUCUUCCUCUCAUCUUUCUUGCUAGUGAUGAUCUGCAUAUUGAUCAACUUAUUUCAGGCAGUGAUUUUGUCUGCCUACGAGGAAAUGAAGCAGCCCGUGUAUGAGGAGCCCUCAGAAGAGGCGGAAGCCAUGACUUAUCUGUGUCACCGGCUAAGAUCUGCUUUUUGCUGCCUGUGCUUCAAACCCAGGGCGGAAGACGAGCCCAGGUUCUUCAUCAACAUGGUGUACGGGCAGCCAGAGAAGAAGAGCCGCCGCUACCUGGGGCUGAAGACCAGAAACAUCAAUGGGAAGAAAAUGGUUUACCUCGUCGUGUGA
This is a messenger RNA of Budorcas taxicolor (takin), 6891 nucleotides long. RefSeq names its product polycystin family receptor for egg jelly-like. Bases 1 to 6891 code for a protein of 2296 amino acids. The record is from RefSeq and is a predicted model, not a curated record. Gene Ontology annotation, cellular component: membrane. The transcript is spliced from 2 exons. Lineage: Eukaryota; Metazoa; Chordata; Mammalia; Artiodactyla; Bovidae. Gene Ontology annotation, molecular function: calcium channel activity; calcium ion binding; protein binding. Gene Ontology annotation, biological process: detection of mechanical stimulus.